Lampris incognitus (smalleye Pacific opah) is the source of this 3784-nucleotide messenger RNA. RefSeq names its product cleavage stimulation factor, 3' pre-RNA, subunit 3 (gene cstf3). Gene Ontology annotation, biological process: mRNA 3'-end processing. Gene Ontology annotation, cellular component: nucleus. Gene Ontology annotation, molecular function: protein binding; mRNA binding. Lineage: Eukaryota; Metazoa; Chordata; Actinopteri; Lampriformes; Lampridae. The record is from RefSeq and is a predicted model, not a curated record. Bases 170 to 2320 code for a protein of 716 amino acids. The transcript has 20 exons.
UUGAAAGAGCUAGACGGAGCCGCCGGCAGCGAGCAAUGACCAACUUCGCCGUUAAGCUAUGCUAAUUACUUAGCCGUUUUUUUAUUUUUAUUUUUUUUCUUAAAGCGUUAUAUUCUGUACUUUAAGGCCAACUGCCGUCGAUUUUUGUGUUUAGAUUAUACCUCCAGUCAUGUCUACCGAUGGCCCAGCCGACCAGGGAGCAGCAGAGUAUAUUCCAGAGAAGGUGAAGAAGGCAGAAAAGAAGUUGGAAGAAAACCCAUAUGACCUUGACGCUUGGAGCAUUCUGAUUCGAGAAGCACAGAACCAACCAAUAGAUAAAGCAAGGAAGACAUAUGAGCGGCUUGUCACCCAGUUCCCAAGUUCUGGCAGAUUCUGGAAACUAUUCAUUGAAGCUGAGAUCAAGGCUAAAAACUAUGACAAGGUAGAGAAGCUUUUUCAGAGAUGCCUAAUGAAAGUCCUGCACAUCGAUUUGUGGAAAUGCUACCUCUCGUAUGUCCGAGAGACCAAAGGAAAGCUGCCCAGCUACAAAGAGAAGAUGGCACAAGCAUACGACUUUGCUCUGGAUAAAAUUGGCAUGGAAAUUAUGUCUUACCAGAUAUGGGUGGACUACAUCAACUUCCUCAAAGGAGUUGAGGCAGUGGGCUCCUACGCAGAGAAUCAACGAAUCACAGCAGUACGGAGGGUGUACCAGAGAGGGUGUGUGAACCCCAUGAUCAAUAUAGAGCAGCUCUGGAGAGACUACAGUAAAUAUGAGGAGGGCAUCAAUGUGCAUUUGGCUAAGAAAAUGAUUGAGGACCGCAGCAGAGAUUAUAUGAAUGCGAGGAGAGUGGCAAAGGAGUAUGAGACUGUGAUGAAGGGGUUGGACAGGAACGCUCCUUCAGUUCCCCCCCAGAACUCCCCCCAGGAGGCCCAGCAGGUAGAAAUGUGGAAGAAGUACAUCCAAUGGGAAAAAAGCAACCCCUUACGCACAGAGGACCAGACCCUCAUUACAAAGAGAGUGAUGUUUGCCUAUGAGCAGUGCUUGCUGGUGUUGGGCCACCAUCCUGAUGUCUGGUAUGAGGCAGCACAGUACCUGGAACAGUCUAGCAAACUGCUGGCAGAGAAAGGAGAUAUGAACAAUGCUAAGCUAUUUAGUGACGAGGCAGCCAACAUCUACGAGCGUGCCAUUGGGACUCUGCUGAAGAAGAACAUGCUGCUAUACUUCUCCUUUGCUGACUAUGAAGAGAGUCGUAUGAAACACGAGAAGGUCCACAGCAUCUACAACCGACUGCUGGCCAUCGAAGACAUUGACCCCACCCUGGUCUACAUCCAGUACAUGAAAUUUGCCAGGAGGGCGGAGGGCAUCAAAUCAGGUCGCACCAUCUUUAAGAAGGCCCGAGAGGACCCACGCACACGUCAUCAUGUCUAUGUGACUGCAGCACUGAUGGAGUACUACUGCAGCAAGGAUAAAUCGGUGGCCUUCAAGAUAUUUGAGCUUGGUUUGAAGAAAUAUGGUGACAUACCAGAGUACAUCCUUGCAUACAUUGAUUACCUCUCACACCUUAAUGAGGAUAACAACACUAGGGUUCUGUUUGAGCGUGUCCUCACUUCAGGAAGCCUGUCACCAGAAAAAUCUGGAGAGAUUUGGGCUCGGUUCCUGGCCUUUGAGAGUAACAUUGGAGACCUGGCCAGUAUUCUGAAAGUGGAGCGCAGGCGUUUCACUGCCUUUAAGGAUGAGUAUGAGGGCAAAGAAACAGCCUUACUUGUGGACAGGUACAAGUUCAUGGAUCUCUACCCCUGCUCUACUAGUGAACUCAAAGCCCUCGGAUACAAGGAUGUGUCCCGUGCCAAACUGGCAGCAUUGCUCCCAGAGACUGUGGUGACCCCGUCUACGCCCACGCUAAAAGAUGAAGCUGACCGCAAACCUGAGUACCCCAAACCUGAUACCAACCAGAUGAUCCCAUUCCAGCCCCGUCACCUCGCCCCCCCCGGCUUACACCCUGUACCAGGCGGAGUCUUCCCAGUUCCCCCAGCUGCUGUUGUUCUCAUGAAACUGCUUCCUCCACCUAUGUGCUUCACUGGUCCCUUUGUUCAAGUGGAUGAGCUCAUGGAGACCUUCAGGAGAUGCACACUCCCUGAAACUGUGGAUGCCGCCAUAGAGUUGAUCACAGGUAGACAGCCUGAUGCGGGCGGAGAGGGGAAUGGAUCCAUGGAAAAUCACUCUGCUGUCAAAUCACUCAAGAGGCCCAAUGCUGACUCUGACGAGGAGGAUGACAAAGGAGCUGUGGCCCCACCCAUACACGACAUCUACCGGGCGCGGCAGCAGAAGAGGAUUCGAUAGACACUCUGAAACACAGGGUGAACCCUGAAGGAAUGUAACCCGCACUGGUUAUCAUAUAGGGUAAACAUACAUGUCCAUGUUUUUGUGAGUGCGUCUGAAAGGUCCUAGUUCUCUUGAUCCUUGUAAAGUAAGCAUACAGGGCACACAUACACACACAAACAUGCAUACAUGUUCAAACUUGUGUUUUUUAAGGCUUUGUUUUUUUGUUUUUUCCUUUAACGGUUUUUAUUUUUAAAAACUGGAAAAUAUAUUGAUCAGUAUACUAUACUGUAUACUGUUUUUAACUCAACCUUUUUUUUUCUUUGGGCACACAAAAGUUUUGGCCUUUGUUGAUGUUCCAGUGAUGACAAAGUGGAAGGUUUUUUUUUAGGUAAAUGGAGAAAAUGCAUUUCCUUGCAAUAAAAGGGGGAAAGAAUCUAUCCUGAUCUGCUUUUUUAUUUCAAUCUACUGUAUCCAAUAACCCUUUCAAUGACUCCCAAUUUUUACAGCUAUGUCAUGUUUUUGUAAUCACCACCAGGGAGCAGUAUAGAGCACUGCAGGACAGGCUGAGCCACAACAGUGAAGGUGCUGGAUCAUGAUCCCAGACUACUGAAUUAGCAUUGGGCCUUAAAAAGAGCAGCCACCCUCCAUCUGCCUAAAAAUAUUCCCCACAUGACGAACAGAGGGACAUCACAGGCUUAGUUCUGUUAGGUCUGUUUCGACAAGAAAGGGGAGCUUUGAAAACCCUUAUUAGCCUUUGAUUGAAUUAAGCGAGGCUGGCUGUCUGAACUAGAGUCUGGAUGAAUUCUGGAUCCAUUGACUAAGAUGUUUAGUGAAUAGAAGUACCUGUGUUUUCUCCAAGGAGCAGGCACAAUUAUCUUGUGACUGACAACAGAGAUUCCCCCUUAACAGGUUGCUUUGUGGCAAUCGCUAUCGUCGAUUCUCAAGCGGUCUUGUCUUAUUGGGCCAAUACAAAGCAUCAGGAGUCUCUAAAGACAGACGCAGGAAGGAAGCGGUCAGGCAACUAACCUAACAUCUAGUGCUUUCCCAGUUUGCAUAACCACCCAUUAAUAUGGUGAAUACAGAAAUAAUGAACAUUUUUAAUAUAAAUGCAAGUUUAUAAAAUGCACUUGGAAAAAGACAGGUAGAUGCUCUCUUUUGGUAGCUCGGUCCAGAGUUUCGGGGCUCUGACUGAAAAUGCCUGAUCUGCUUAAGAAUUUAAUCUGGAUUUGAGGACAGCGAAAAAGAGCUUUGUCUGUCGAUCUUGGACGACACUUUUGUACUGAUUAGCGUAGAUUUUAUACACCAUGGCAUCACAUGCAAAGGAAGAGACUGAUCUUUUUCAUGCUCCGAGUUCUCAAGUGCCCAUCUCAAGAUUGUGUAAUCAUUUCUCAAGCCCUGUGCAAUGCUCCUAAAGUGGCAUCUUAGUAGUUAACAAUGAAAUAUUGAUUCUGUCGGCCACCUUUAUACACUGUUUCACGUACA